Messenger RNA from Carya illinoinensis, 1184 nucleotides. Its product is annotated as proteasome subunit alpha type-1-A-like. Gene Ontology annotation, biological process: ubiquitin-dependent protein catabolic process. NCBI's taxonomy places the organism in Eukaryota, Viridiplantae, Streptophyta, Magnoliopsida, Fagales, Juglandaceae. The coding region runs from base 134 to 970 and encodes 278 amino acids. The record is from RefSeq and is a predicted model, not a curated record. Gene Ontology annotation, cellular component: proteasome core complex, alpha-subunit complex; proteasome core complex. The transcript has 2 exons.
GUAGUCACCACUUACUGGUUCCUUUCCUUCUGCUUUCUCGUAUUGUCUUGAACAGGAAGAAACCCCACUAGGACAACAGGGUUAAAGGAGGAGAAGAAGGAGAGAGUGGGCGAACGGACGCCGUAGGAAAAGGAUGUUUCGGAAUCAGUAUGACACGGAUGUGACGACAUGGAGCCCGGCUGGGCGGCUGUUCCAGGUGGAGUACGCGAUGGAGGCAGUGAAGCAAGGGUCGGCGGCCAUUGGGCUCCGAUCCAAGACCCACGUCGUCCUGGCCUGCGUCAACAAGGCUAACUCCGAGCUCUCCUCUCACCAGAAGAAGAUCUUCAAGGUCGACGACCACAUCGGCGUCGCCAUUGCUGGACUCACCGCAGACGGCCGUGUCCUCUCCCGCUACAUGCGAUCCGAGUGCAUUAAUCACAGUUUCACCUACGAGUCGCCCCUCCCGGUGGGUCGUCUCGUUGUUCAGCUCGCGGAUAAGGCCCAGGUCUGCACACAACGCUCAUGGAAGCGACCCUUUGGUGUUGGUCUGCUGGUAGGCGGCUUGGAUGAAUCUGGAGCUCACCUUUAUUACAACUGCCCAAGUGGUAACUACUUUGAGUACCAAGCCUUUGCUAUUGGGUCCCGUUCACAAGCUGCCAAAACAUACUUGGAACGCAGAUUUGAAAACUUUGUGGACUCUUCCCGGGAAGAUCUGAUCAGAGAUGCACUUAUUGCAACGAGGGAAACUUUGCAGGGAGAGAAGCUCAGAAGCUCCAUAUGCACAGUUGCUGUGCUGGGAGUUGGAGAACCAUUCCAAAUAUUGGAUCAGGAAACUGUACAACAAUUGAUAGAUAAAUUUGAGCUUGUAGGCGAGGAGGAGACUCCUGCUGCUGAGCCAGAUGCUGCUGCUGCUGACGAGGGUGGUGCAGCAGAACAGGGUGGAGGUACUGAGCCGGGUCCUGCAGCUGAACCGGCUCCAAUGGAUAUUUGAGGAUGCGAUCAUGCGAGAACGAGCUAUCUCCUCUCUUCUGUCUUCAGAUGAGGUUUUCUGGCAUGUUUAUCAAAAAUUAUCUUUCCCUCAUCAGUGCAAACAUUUUAAUGCUAGCCCCUGGUGGAACAUACAUUUUAAUGCUAGCAUCAUCGUUACAGUUAUACCUCAGACAGCAUGAAUUUGUGAUGACAUUCAACCGGGUUAUAUUUUGCUA